ACUUUUUCUUUGGUUAAUGGCAAAUGGCAAGUUAAAGUUAAUGGUCAACUAAUAUAAUAAAAAAAACUUUUUCUGAUUGUCAAAGUGUGGGGUGUUCAAAGAUCUAACAAUACAUUAUUAUACAUUAUUACUCUACAUUUUUUUGAGUACCUUCCAAAUGAGAUGAAACAAAAUGAAUAAAGAUGCUGAAAUGAAGCAAUCAUCAUGGGACCUACAAACAUCUCCAAAUAAACCAUGGCGAAAGGUUCUAUAUGAGAAACAACCAUACCCAGACAACUAUACUGAUGAGAAAAUGUUUCUAAGGGACCUGAAGAAGAACAUUGACAUCAAAGAGAUAACUUUUCUCGAAGCUGUUGCUGGAGCCUCCUUACUUCUACAAGAAUUCUGCAAUGUAGUUGCAUUUGUUCUCAUUUACUUCUAUAUAUUAUAUGAAUGGAUAGACCCCUUUGUCAUACUUGUGUCCAUGGGAAUUUCAACUGUACUGGGUUUUAUCUAUUACCGAUUUUUCUUAAGUAACAGUGUGGAAAACAGAAUAGGAAGUGACUUGAGAACACUGAUUACCUUUAUAGUAUUUGGGAGAUUGUUUUCACCUGUUUUUCACACCUUAACUGAUACCAUAAGUACAGACACCAUUUAUACUAUGACUUUUGUAAUGAUGCUUGUUCACUUGAUAUUCUUUGACUAUGGUGUAGGGGCUGCCAUUGUAUCAAGUAGUUUAUCAGUUAGUGCUGUUGUAUUCUGUUCAAUUUGUUUGGCUUCAAGGUUAUCAUCAGCAAACAAUGCUUUCAUUUUGAUUACAACUGCUGUAGUAAUGUUUGUAUUAUUUCCAGUUCUGAGAACAGAGAUGAAUAACCCAAAUUCCUUCAAAGUGUUGUUUCUCCUUCUCAAUACUUAUUUUCUUUAUCAUGUCAGUAUAUUUGCAACAAUAUUGUUUCUCCUGGUGGUCAUUUUGAUUUGUAUAAUUUUUCCCUUGUUGUAUGUUCAUUAUCAAAAAUAUAAAGAAAAUAUAUAUGGCCCUUGGGAUGAAGCAAUAGUUGAUGAUGCUGAUAGUAUAAUAUGCAAUUCAAAUUCUAUUUUUCAACAUUCUGCUGAUGAUUUGAGAUAACAUUUAUGCAUAAAAACCCCCAGUGCUGCUCACAAAUAAGUAUUGUUUUGUUGAAGAGAAAAAUUACCUACACUAUAAUAAUUCAAGCCCAUGUCUAGUAUAGUAAUUAGAAUGGACUUGUGCCAAAUAUGCUGUAAUCUGUCAUUUUAUAAAAAUAUGUUUAAAAAUCAUGUAGUAGGUACACAUAUGUUUUUUGAUAAUAUAAGGGGCAAGUGAAAGAAGGGGUCAAGUAAAAUUUUCUGAAAAUAUUCAGUUAUGUCAUGGAAGGUGUUAUGUGCAUAUGUAGCUUGCCCCCUUUCUAUUCUUCAUAUCUGAGCAGAUUCACAGUGGUAGAAG
Messenger RNA from Phaedon cochleariae (mustard beetle), 1441 nucleotides. NCBI's taxonomy places the organism in Eukaryota, Metazoa, Arthropoda, Insecta, Coleoptera, Chrysomelidae. The record is from the annotation of a GenBank genome assembly.